CUUUCCUGAAGUGACUGUGAUGGCGUCGUUAUCAGGGCACACCGAGACGUCCUGCAGAGUUACAGGAAUAUCCCGUUUUCUAAAACGUGAUCAUCUGUGUGCGUCCUGUUGAUUUGUUUUGCUCUCUUCUAUUUGCUUACCAAAUCUGUUUGUAAAUGCAUCAAUAUUGUUGUGACUUUCUUCCCUUCUGGUCGUUUUGCUUCACGUCUUUUGUCUGGAGACUCAUGGUGUUCGCACAGGGUGAGGUAGUAGGUUGUGUGGUUUCAGGGUUGUGAUUUUGCCCCAUCAGGAGCUAACUAUACAACCUACUGCCUUCCCUGGAGGGCAGCAAUACAUCACAGGAGCGCAAACCUCUUUAUCAUCUUUCUAAUGACCCUUAAAACACUUGGCACAUGACUGGUAUUCAGUUUCCAACUCGUCUCUGAAUCGGUAAGUGAUGCUGCUUCAUCAGGCGUUUUCCUUGAAACAUGACUCCUCGUACAGAUUGUACAAAAACUGUGCUGGGUGUAUUCAUUGAUUCGCUAUGUGUUUCUUAAUUAAAUAAAGGCAUAACUGCAAAAAACGAUUGAAGUCGGGUCUUCUCUCUACAUCAAAGCUAAUUAUUGAAAUAUUUUCUCCUUGAAAUCUUGCCAUGUAAUCCCUUUUAAGUAGCUCAUUAUAUAACAAAAUACCCACAGUAUCUAACAGGCUUCCGAAGCUUAUCUCCUCAUCUGCCUUUUUUUUUUUUUUUUUUUUGUAUUACCCAUCUGUUCAAGCAAUUCAUUUCCAGGUUUCAAAUCAAAGAUAAGGAUGAAAAGUCAAACAUUCAAGAUGAGAUUUUACAUAUUUUACCAAAAGAUCAUAUGUGGAUUUACAGCUUUAAAAAAGUCCAGAUUUGUCCGACACGCGCUCGUCAGAACCUGAGCAGGGUUCUCAAUGCGAAAACAAAGCCCAGGCAGAAACACCCACCUCUUUGUUUAAAACCCACCGAGCUUCCAAAAGCCUAGCAGGCGUUUGGAAGUCAACAGGAAAAGGUGACGGCCAAAAGGUUUGCAGUUUAAAUCCCAGGAUGGGAUGAGGACACGUUUGAAUCGUUGCCAUGCAUUCUUUCACAGUAGAUGGCGCCAGACGCUGUCCGUGGUGCGAGGGCAUUUCCACUCAAUCGGUGUCAUCUGCACUAAUGAUUUUGCUUAAUGACUCUUAACACUAAUGGCAUAAGAGUUGGAACCAUCAGGAGAGUAGUGACAAUUACACAGUAUAGAAAUACUGUUCAAAUGGCGAAAAUUGCUUUGCAAGUAUAGAGGGCCAAAGGUGCCGCAAUCCAAGAUAUGUAGCUAUCGCCUUUCUAAAAUAAUUGCUUAUGCCAUUGUUUGCCAGAAGUAAAUAUUUGAAUAAAAUAUGCUUCAAAUGUAGUCAAAACAAUAUUAAUUACAUAAUUAUCCAAUUACUUUAAAAUUACUUGAUCAUUUAAUGUUUCUAUAACCAGUUUUUAUUGAAUUAAUAACUAAGUUGGCACUACUGGACUUCCAUAAAUGUACCACUUAAAUGAUAAUACGCAGAUAUAUGUAUUUACAACAUUAUUUAAAUUCUAACAUUUGUAAACAGUAAUUUGUUAAACUGUAAUUAGUCCCUCUCUCCAUAAAUAGCCACAAUACUUGAGUAAUUAUGCAUAUUUUGUCAAAUUAUUCAUUGGAUUUUCCUCUUUUUUUUUUUCCAUUUGCUCUUUUCUUAAGAAUAAUAAGUCGCUUACAAAUUGUUUGGGGUUUUGCGCUCCAGAAAUUAUUUAUGUAUUUAAAUUCUGUCAAAAAUGUAUGUUGUAUUUUAUUCCAGUUUAAUUAAACUGGCAUUUUUGGUCCUCCAUAAUUAAGGCAACAUAGUAACCAUGCAACCUAAUCAGAAAUGAGGAUGUAGAGUUUUGUGACUUAUCUCAAAUUAACUAGUUUAAAAUGCAAUGGAUUUACUUGUAAUAUUAGUUAAUUAAGUUAAAGUAAUAAUGUGUUUGUUGAAUUUGGGCAGUUUUGUCCGUAUUUUCACUGCAUUGCUUUUCUGUUUUAUUAAACCUACUUAUGCAUUAUAUUGAAUUGCGACACUUAGGGUGCUCCAUAGGUUCACUGCAUUCAUUUCCAGUUUUGCUCAAACUGUUUAUGGGUUUCAUUGAAUUGUGGCAGUUUUGGUUCCCCUUAGGCCCGUCUCUGCCACGCUUAAUGACGCGCAUAGAUCAUAUUCUAUUAAGUUCCAUUCGCUCGAUCUGAUUGGUUAGAUGUAUAGGUGUGUCAGGGGGGCGUUUCCUGGGGGAGGAGACCCGCGGCUUUUGACAGCGGAGGGAGGAGGAAGAGGUGACGCGUCAAGGUCCUGACGGAUCCGGUCACAGGACCAAAACACGUCCCUCCCUCACUCACUCACUCACUCAUCUGGUCUCCGGCAGACUUUCGACAUAAUCUGGAAAUACUUCGAGUGGCAGCGGCUGAGUCUGGAGAGUGAUGGGUAACCCCUAUAAGUUUGGAUCCCCGAUCUCCAGCAUGGCAGCCGAACUCUACAGCCCCCCGUCGCCUCUUGGGGAAUCCCUCCUGGACAGUCCGCUGUGUGGCGACCUGAUAGAAAAUCUGCCCGACUUUUCCCAGUCAAUGGAAGAUGACUCACUGGGAUUUGAUUUCCCAGAAUACCAAACCACUGAUUCUGGGCCCAGCAGCUCCAUCCCAUUGGAUACUCUGACUCCGGCCUCCAGUCCUUUGCCUGGGGAGUGCGGCGCAUCGCUUUGUCCAGAAGAAGGUAGCGGCGCCCUUAACCUCGAGUGCCGCGUGUGCACAGACAAAGCUUCGGGCUUUCACUACGGAGUGCAUGCGUGUGAGGGCUGCAAGGGUUUCUUUCGGAGGACCAUCAGACUGAAGCUGGAAUACGAUAAGUGUGAACGCAGCUGUAAGAUCCUGAAGAAGAAUAGAAACAAGUGCCAGUACUGCAGGUUCCAAAAGUGUGUGUCUGUGGGGAUGUCCCACAACGCCAUCCGGUUUGGUCGCAUGCCCCAAGCAGAGAAGCUGAAGCUCAAGGAGGAAAGCAAGGUUGUUGAAACAGAAGAAGAAGACCCGGUCAAGGCCGACCACAAGAUCCUGGUCAGACAGAUCCACGAAGCCUACAUCAAGAACUUCAACAUGAACAAGGCAAAAGCGCGGCUCAUACUAACCGGAAAAACCAGCCAGCCGCCUUUCAUCAUCCACGACAUGGAGACGUUUCAGCUUGCCGAGAAGACGUUAGCGGCCCACAUGGUGAGGACCGAGUCUGCGGAGCCUGACCUUCAUCUUCAAACUGGCCAGAUAACCCCGGCGCUGGUUUGUGAGGAGCUCCAGCAAAGGGAGGCCGAGGCCAGGCUCUUCUACUGCUGCCAGAGUACCUCAGUGGAGACGGUCACAGAGCUAACAGAGUUCGCUAAAGCUGUGCCUGGCUUUCAGAGCUUGGAUUUGAACGAUCAGGUGACUCUCUUGAAAUAUGCAGUAUAUGAAGCCCUUUUCACCCUCCUGGCCUCAUGUAUGAACAAAGAUGGCCUCCUUGUGGCCCGUGGCGGAGGCUUCAUCACCCGGGAAUUCCUCAAAGGUCUCCGGCGGCCGUUCAGCGACAUGAUGGAGCCCAAAUUCCAGUUUGCCACUCGCUUCAACUCUCUGGAUCUGGAUGACAGUGACCUAGCUCUCUUUGUGGCAGCUAUCAUCUGCUGUGGAGACCGUCCAGGUCUGGUGGAUGUACCGCCAGUGGAGCAGCUGCAGGAGAGCAUCAUCCAGGCCCUGCGGCUCCACCUGCUGGCCAAUCAUCCAGAUGACGCGUUCCUCUUCCCCAGGCUGCUGCAGAAGCUGGCUGACCUCCGGGAACUGGUCACGGAGCACGCUCAGCUGGUUCAGGACAUCAAGACAACAGAGGACACGUCACUGCACCCGCUCCUGCAGGAAAUCUACAGAGACAUGUAUUGACGAAAUGAGUUGGAGUUCACAUUAUUGUUAAUGAAUUGACAGUGCAGUUCAAUUAUCCGCACAUUCUUCAAGCCGUGCAUGCACUGAUUAAAGCCUAACGAUAUGAAACAUAGAUGUCCUUAGGCGGGGUUAGAAUAGUGCUAUUUAUCGUGUGUGUUUAUACACACAUAUUUAGACAUUGUCACUACACAUGACAAUGUCGAAUGUUACGUGUUUAUAUGAAUCUUUCAAGGUGCUGCUUGAAAACUCAGACCUCAGCUUAGGUUGCCCAUAAGCUUUUCUGGCAUUUUUAAACUGCAGAGUAAAAGCAUGUCUUUGUGAGUCCUGUGAUUUAAAGUCACUGGCCAGUAUUAAAUAUUUGCACUAAAAACACACUCAUCUGUUAAACUGGGCCAUGCAGUAUUUUGUAAAUAUAUCAGGAAUCCAAUGACGACACGGGAGGACAGUAAGGCGGCUGCCAAAUAACCAAUAUCGAUGCCUUAUUUUCUCAUCUGUGACUUUGAGUUGAUCUUGUAAUUAAGUUUUACAUUCUAUUUUCUAAAAACAUAUACAGUACUUGCAAUUCUUUCUGUAAAGUAAUUAUUCUGUAGAAGUACAAUAUAAAUAAAUAUAUAGAAUGUUUGUUUUGUUUUUUGCAGUGCUGUGAUUCACAUUUAGAUACAUGCCUAAGAAGAUUUAAAUUAUAUUUUUAACCGCAGUCCCAAUUGUCGCAAUGUUCCAGAUUUUUUAAAUGUCCAUUCUGGUUUGUCUGUAAAUGAAAUUAUAUUCAAAAAGCAGGAUUUUUUUUCAGGCUUUCUUUUCCUUUGCCGUUACACCAGACACACUAUCAAGGAGGAUCUCGAAUGUAAAUAAACCAGCCUGUUCAGUAAUUACCUAUCAUUUCAUCCAGACAUAUCAAAUGCUCUCUGUUUGUAAAAAUAAAUAACUAUAACAUUCUACACAUCUCCAUAUUGUCAGAUAUGAACCGUCUAGACUCAUUACAAAUCUGCAUAACCUGCGUUUACAGACUCUGUUAAAGUCGUGUCUCACAUAUGAUAGUUUUUCCGUUCGUGUUAGGGAUUAUUCCUGCUCUGUGGUUCCUCACCAUUUUGGGGCUCCCAGGGGCCCAUUUUGAAUCCACCGCUGUUUAUCUUGUACAUGUUGCCCUUUGGCUAAUUUUUAGGGAACACAAUGUUUCUUUUUACUGCGAUGCAGUUCGUUUUCUACUCUGUAUGCAUUUUAUUGUUUUGUUUGGCUCAGCUGUGAAGUACUUCCAUCAGUUUUCGCUGCUCUUAAAAGUGCUAAUGAAAGAAAUUACAACACGAAUGUUUUUUAGGAACUUAGAAUACUGCUAACGUGAAUAAAAGGUUUGACAUGUAAUAUAAAUGUAUAAAAAAAUUGAUUUAGUAAAUAAA
Messenger RNA from Poeciliopsis prolifica (blackstripe livebearer), 5326 nucleotides. RefSeq names its product peroxisome proliferator-activated receptor alpha a (gene pparaa). Gene Ontology annotation, biological process: negative regulation of transcription by RNA polymerase II; negative regulation of inflammatory response; positive regulation of transcription by RNA polymerase II. The transcript is spliced from 8 exons. Gene Ontology annotation, molecular function: zinc ion binding; RNA polymerase II cis-regulatory region sequence-specific DNA binding; nuclear receptor activity. NCBI's taxonomy places the organism in Eukaryota, Metazoa, Chordata, Actinopteri, Cyprinodontiformes, Poeciliidae. Gene Ontology annotation, cellular component: nucleus. Bases 2460 to 3932 code for a protein of 490 amino acids. The record is from RefSeq and is a predicted model, not a curated record.